Molecule: messenger RNA, 1314 nt
Organism: Ostertagia ostertagi
Lineage: Eukaryota; Metazoa; Nematoda; Chromadorea; Rhabditida; Trichostrongylidae
Source: the annotation of a GenBank genome assembly
AUGGAUCCCACUGGACCAGACCUGCUAUUUUACAGGCUCAUUGCAUGGAAUCGUGCCUUAUUGCAGAUGAAAUCUCUGGGUUUCACAACGCUAAGUUUGGAGCCAAAAUGUCUCAGAAGCGGACGUGCUUUUGGUGAAAUCCUCCAUGGAAUAGACGAAGAUUUUUUCAAUGAAAUGUGGAUUGAGAAGAUCGCACAAUAUGAUUCCGAUUCAAACUGGAGGGUCAAAGCUAACAAUCUCCGUAAGCUCACACGAAGCUUAGGAGAAUACUACGAAGAGUGUGUUCACAGAAUUGUGAAGGGAACACCUUUACUGGAUAUUGAUGAAAUGGAAUUCGAAUUUGUUGAUGGCAUCACUGUUCUGGAUCCCGAUGUUCAAGGAGGCGUGAUGACUGCCAUCCAGUCUGUGAUGGAAGGGUCUGAGAAAAGAGAUAUUCCAACGCCAGUUUCACCGGAGGAGGUGUUGCCAGACGUAAAAACCAAUUCUGGUGCGAGCUCAAGCACUAAUGAUGAAUUGGGAGGCCGAUUAGCCUCCUUGAGCAAAGAAAACUCGGAGUUGCGGCAGGAUCGUGACAACUUGGAAUUGCAACUAGAAAAGACUCGUCAGCAGUUGUACGAAUUGACAAAAGGAAAAAGCGCAGAAGCUUUCGAGCAGGAUCUCAUAGAUCUCAGAGAGAAGAAGGCGCGCUUGGAAGUGCAAGUAAUUGAAACAGAAACGGAGAUGGAAUUACUCAAAGGGAAGAUAGAUUCAGUUUCGCAAGAGAACGAGGAUCUUAAAACCAAGGUGGGACAGAUAAGACCGUUUGAAGAUGAGUUUCGACGUCUCCGAGACGAGGUCGAAGAAUUGCGCGUGAAAGAAGCCGAUCAUGCAAAAUUGCAACAGGCCUACGAACAACUGAAGAAUAAGGCCAAGGAUAGCAGUAACGAUCGCGCAGAGCUGUUGGUUCUGCGAGAAAAAGUGAAGUCAUAUGUCGAGCAUGGAAUGCUGCUUGAGGAUGAACAACGAAAAAAUAAGACGUUACGUACUCAAAUGGGCUCCUACAAAGCUUUGUCCGAAGAGAAAUCCCGAGAAAAUGACAAACUGAUCAUUAAGGUGGACAAGCUGGAGCAUGAGUUAGCCACUGCAAAAGAUCGUUUGGCUGCAGCCGAAGUCCGCAUUGAAGGCCUCGUACAAGAGAAGAUUUUGUUGGAGAACAAGAUAUCCCAUGAAUGUAAGCAUUUUUUUCAAAGCAUUUGUACUUUUUGUAAUGGAGAGUCGUUCAUGGACAUUUGUACUUUAUUUUACCGUGCCACCCUUCAUAUGAAUCCUGCAUUC